Molecule: messenger RNA, 1533 nt
Organism: Aptenodytes forsteri (emperor penguin)
Lineage: Eukaryota; Metazoa; Chordata; Aves; Sphenisciformes; Spheniscidae
Gene: NQO2
Product: NAD(P)H quinone dehydrogenase 2
Exons: 6
Coding region: 206-898 (230 amino acids)
Cellular component (GO): cytosol
Molecular function (GO): NAD(P)H dehydrogenase (quinone) activity
Source: RefSeq, a predicted model, not a curated record
CCUGUGCAUACACACGCACACGGGCGCUCACACAGCGUUCUCCCCUCGCAGCCCCUUCGCGUCCACACAGAACGGUACAUUUCCUACUGAAACAGCGGUUUUCCUUGUGCCUUUUCCUGAUGUUUCUCACAUAAGCAAAUUUGUCGGUUGAGUUCACAGGCCAUAACAGAUUCCCGAGACAGAAGCUACUCGGUGCUUCCAGAAAAUGGCAGGGAGAAAAGUCCUGAUAGUCUAUGCACAUCAAGAGCCCAAGUCCUUGAACGGAUCUUUGAAGAGGGUUGCUGUAGAAGAAUUGAGCAAGCAGGGCUGCAGUGUCACAGUGUCUGAUUUAUAUGCCAUGCAGUUCGAGCCAAGAGCAACAAGAAAUGACAUUGUUGGUUGCUUGCAUAACUCAGAAGAGUUCAAUUACGGCGUGGAGACAUGGGAAGCUUACAAAAGAGGAGGUUUGUCCAGUGACCUGAUUGAAGAGCAAAAGAAGGUGCAGGAAGCAGACUUACUGAUUUUUCAGUUUCCCUUAUAUUGGUUCAGCAUGCCAGCAAUCAUGAAGGGCUGGAUGGACAGAGUCUUGGUCCAAGGAUUUGCUCACGAAUUUCCAAACUGUUAUGAUUCUGGUUUGCUCAAGAACAAAUUAGCCCUGUUUUCUUUCACCACUGGAGGAAGCAGAGAGAUGUAUGCAAAAGGAGGUAUCAGUGGUGAUAUUCGCUAUCUCCUGUGGCCCAUGCAGCAUGGAAUCAUGCACUUUUGUGGUGUCAAAGUCCUUGCACCUCACAUCUGCUUCGCUCCGGAGUAUGUCUCUGAGGAGAAGAGGAAGGAGAUGCUGACUGCCUGGGCCCAGCGUCUGAAGACUCUUUGGAAGGAAGAACCCAUAAACUGCUCUCCUGAGUGGUAUUUCAAGUAAUGUUCAGGUACAAGACUACAGAGAGAAUAUUUUUUUUUUUCCCCCUCCAUUCUUUCUGGUACUUUAUCUCAAUAUCUGAAUGCUAAUCUCCUAAUUCAAAUGUAUUAUAAGUAUCUUGAGUACUACAGCUAGCAGCUUAACUGACAAAUAGCAUUUAUCUUCAUUGAUUCCUGAGGGAUUCUCUUCAAUUAUGGGUGCAAAACUCUUUGUGAAGACUUAUCCUUGCUCAUAUAAACAGUGACAUCCUGCCUACAAGUGUUGAUAACGCAAGCGGUAUUUAAUUGCAGAUUAUACCGUUGCUGCUUAUGAAACAGUAAAGUACAUUGCCAAGUUUAUUUUAACACUUUUUGUACCAGCUGCCACUUUUUUUUUAUUUGCCAGGGAAUAUACUGCCCAUAGUCAACCUUGUUAUGGCCAAUCCUGUUCUUUUAAAUGAGAGCUCUACACUUGUGCCUUUGAGCUAUGAAGCCAGAUCAUGAUAUACAGUUGUAAAAAAAGGAUAUACAGUUGUACAGUGACUUAGACAGCUGGAAAGCCUUGUGGACAGCCUUAGGCUUUUCCACAUAUUUACAAAGCAAUAUUAAAGCUAUGACAUAUACCAGAAAAGGAAAAAACCAAAUACAAGUAUCAUAUAG